CAAAAUUGGAAAAAGUCGUUGACGACCCUGAACAAAUCGUAAAUCUCCCAAAAGUAAUUUUAACCAUGGCAAAAUACGCGUACUUGUUGGUUACCAUCGUUUUUUUCACCACUAUUACCGAUAUCUAUGGAUAUCUACCUUAUCAAACUAAAAUUCCUAAUGGUGCAAGAGUACCUAACCCAUGUAGUUCAUCCAAUGCAAUUUGGGCUGGUGUUGGUCAUCAAGCUGCUGCUGGUGGUGGAGCAAGAAAUCCUUUUGGUGUUGCUUUUGCCAAUGCUAACCGCACAUGGACUAUGGCACUAUGUCAAGCGGACAGUGAUGGUGAUGGCAAGACAAACGGUGCUGAAUUAGGUGAUCCUGAUUGCAUAUGGCUUGAAGGUAGUGCACCUAAUAUGACAACUGGAUUAUCUCAUCCUGGUAUUUGUGAGCCAAUGAAUUCUGCAACGUGUUGUGGCAAGCAAUCAUGGCUGUCAUGCGGUGUUGCAUGUCCUACAGGCACAACGACUAAUGGAGCUCCCCGCACUCUUACCUAUAACGUACUUUUUGUCCUAGUUACUUUAAUUAUCUGCGCCUUGCAGUAAUGAAGACUCUCAUUUACGUUAAUUUGUUGAUAUUGAACGUGGGCAUAGAUCGAUUUUGAAUAGAUUGGAUAUCAAGGAAAUAUUUUACUCGAUAAUAUAUAAAUUAUCUACUUGUGUAGUCGCUAACAACUAUUAGUAAAACGUAACCUUUACUGAGUUCGGGUUACAUUAGCAAAGUUCUAGAAUUUUCCUUAAUUCUUCGUAGUAACACUUAUACAAGAAGCUAGUAAUAAAAUACGUUUAAGAAUACAUCAAAUUAUAUAUCCGUAGUUUUCUUCAAUAGUAUGUCGUUGAUGUAUUAAAGCAUCGUAUUCAAAAUUGACUGUUGUUGCAGCGAAUACUUUGGUUUUCAAAGUAGACUAAAGUGUUUUUGGUUAGUUACGCUUAUCUUAAAUGAAUACAAGAUGAAUAAUAUAGCAUAAAGUAGAGCAACAUAGCUCCGUGUUAUAACAUGAAGACUUGUCCACCGAAAUGGACAUGUCUUCUACUAGUCUUCUUUACUAUUCUAUCUAAUCUAAUAUAUGUUUGCCUUAGAUGAUAGUGUGUUUUACGGUGGAUCCGUAAAAUUUUCUUGCUUUUUUAUAGCCCAAUUACAUGGUAUUGUGUGUACUAACUUGAAG
Trichoplax adhaerens is the source of this 1201-nucleotide messenger RNA. RefSeq lists its product as hypothetical. NCBI's taxonomy places the organism in Eukaryota, Metazoa, Placozoa, Uniplacotomia, Trichoplacea, Trichoplacidae. The record is from RefSeq and is a predicted model, not a curated record. The coding region runs from base 66 to 581 and encodes 171 amino acids. The transcript has 2 exons.